Messenger RNA from Tripterygium wilfordii, 2253 nucleotides. Its product is annotated as transcription factor bHLH122-like. Bases 459 to 1709 code for a protein of 416 amino acids. Lineage: Eukaryota; Viridiplantae; Streptophyta; Magnoliopsida; Celastrales; Celastraceae. The record is from RefSeq and is a predicted model, not a curated record. Gene Ontology annotation, biological process: regulation of transcription by RNA polymerase II. Gene Ontology annotation, molecular function: protein dimerization activity; RNA polymerase II cis-regulatory region sequence-specific DNA binding; DNA-binding transcription factor activity, RNA polymerase II-specific. The transcript is spliced from 7 exons. Gene Ontology annotation, cellular component: nucleus.
CUCAUGUUCACGGUCUAAAAUUUGUCAUGUCUUUCUAUGGACAAAUUUAAUUUGUUAAGCUAAAUAAUUUGUCUUUAUUUUGUCUCUUUUUAACUCCUGUCUUCACUCACUGGCAUCAAUACAAGACCACCAUUUCCACUACGGCACCACCUUCCCCAACUGCAUCAUAUUAGAUAGAGAAACAAAGCCUAGAGAGAGAAGAAAGUUGAAAAUUGAUUGGGUUAUCGUUGUAUUCUUCGUCUGUUUCUCCUCCUCUGUGCGCAAAUCUGAUAUAUUAUUUCUUUGAGCUAUUUGCUUUUGUUGUUAUUGUUAUCGUCUUGAAUUGAUUGGUGUCAGAUUCAAGAAUCAAAAAGUGGGCUUUUAUUAGAUUUGAUAUUGAAUCUAAUCGACAAGAGACUUGGCCCCCAUCAGUCUCUGUCUUGCUCGGCUUCCUCUGUCUCUAAAGACGCUUUGCGGACAUGGGAUUAGCUUUUGGGUUUCUCGAGGUUGAAGCAACGGAGUCAGAUCUUCGGUGGUGCCAACUACGCGAUUAUCAGCCCCAAAUCCAUCAGAAACAGAUGAAUUCAGGCUUGGCGCGUUACCAGUCUGCUCCAAGCACAUAUUUUUCUGGUUUCAUAGACGAGAUUCUCAAUAGACCUUCGAGUCCUGAAACAGAGCGACUCUUCGAAAGGUUGUUGUCCAGCACCGACAAUAACACAGACAACGACACAUCAGAUCAAAGUCAAAAUCAAAUUAUUCCUUCAAUCAAGCGAGAAUCCUCCAAUGAAGCUGCGAAGGAAUUGGAGCAGCAAACACAGUUUAUGGAGUCUAUGAGUAACAAAGCUGCAGCGAUGAUUGAACCACAACAGAGCAAUUAUUCCCCUACCCCACAGGGUUUCUAUCAGAGUCAAUCAAGACCACCCUUGCCGGAUCAGAAUCCGGGUUAUCAGGGCAUGGAUCCGAUGGGAAUAGAUCGGUUUCCGCCGAUGAAGGUGGCCGGAGGUGGUAAUUCGAACCUUAUUCGACACAGCAGCUCUCCUGCAGGACUAUUCGCCGACAUAAACAUCGAAAAUGGCUAUGCUGUAAUGAGAGGCAUGGGAGAUUAUGGAGGAGGUAAUAACACUAAUAGAGAAGCAUCUUUUUCUUCUGCAAGCAGGCCACCCACUUCUUCUGGGCUUAUGAGUGAAUUGAGGAACAAAAACAUGAGACCAAAUAGCCCUGACAGUACUGGUGGUUUUGCUGAAGGUCAUAAUAGUACCAAUUAUGUCACUGGUUACCCGAUUGGUUCUUGGGAUGACUCUGCCAUUAGAUCUGAAAAUAUUGGCGGCGUGAAAGGUCUUAGAGACGAAGAUCGAACACUUUCCGGACCAAGUGCAUCCGAGACUCAGAAUGCUGAGAAUCGGGCUCUUCCUCUGUUGUCACAUCACUUGAGUUUGCCGAAAUCUUCGAUCGGAAAGUUGUUGCAGCUCCAAGAUUCUGUCCCUUGUAAGAUUCGAGCCAAGCGUGGUUUUGCUACUCACCCAAGAAGCAUUGCUGAGAGGGUAAGAAGAACAAAAAUCAGCGAGCGAAUGAGGAAACUACAGGACCUUGUGCCUAACAUGGAUAAGCAAACAAACACGGCAGACAUGCUGGAUUUGGCUGUUGACUACAUUAAAGACCUUCAAAAGCAGGUCAAUGUGCUUACGGACAAUCGUGCAAAGUGUACUUGUUCGCGCAAGCUGCAGCAAUGACUCAAGAUCCAUGGGUUGUGCUUAAUUAGCAGCUUAGGUUAUGUAUAGAGUCAUCAAAUAAGGAGUUGCAAGGGAAGAUAUAUGGCAAAGCUAAAAGUUUCUCACUUUUGCAUUGAUUGUGUGAGUGGGAAAAAAGGGGAAUUGUUGGUAGAGCUAGCUAAUAUUGAUGCCAUAAUUACUAGGAAGCUAGCUGUCUAAUAGUGACCGAAUUCAGUAGCUGUACAUAUGUUUCCAUUGAAGACCUUGUGUUGAGACUUGAGAGAGAGGGACCGGAUGGUGCAGCUCUGCCUUACAAAUUUUCUCAUCUCUGCUGUCCCAUUAGAUGGGUACUAAUGGGGCCUCUAUUUAUGGUCAUAUAAUUGAUGGGUUUGUAAUAGAUAAGCAGCAUAAAAGACAUCCAUGUGAUAAUAAGGUCCAAAUUUGACUAAUUAUGAGAAGGGUUUCUCUCUAUUUUUUAAUUUUGUUGUUGUUUUCUUGUGCUUUAGGCUAAGGCGAGUGCAGACUGUGCAGUCACAUUCGAAAUAAUGCAUGUGUUAUUUCCCUA